AUGUCGGUGAAUUUUGUGAUAAUUCAACUAAUCUCGGUGGCAGCAAUUACAAUAGCAGUUCCCCCUAAUCCAAAGCCGUCUUCGGUGGCCAGGGAUGGAACACUGCCUCUUCUUUAUGGCGAUCCAACCAUAGUCGGUGAAGAGACGGAGGAGGAGGAGGAGGAGGAAGAAGAAGAAGAAGACGAUGAUGAGGAGGAGGAGGGUGGCGAGGACUUGGACCACUCCUACCUCGAAUAUUUAAAGGAAACUUUUAGAAGAGGUCGUCGCAAUUACUUUGGAUUCAUGGAUUCCGAUGAACUCUACAAUGCAUUCCCAUUGCCUCAACCGGAGUUUCUUGGAUGA
Messenger RNA from Hydatigera taeniaeformis, 342 nucleotides. Lineage: Eukaryota; Metazoa; Platyhelminthes; Cestoda; Cyclophyllidea; Taeniidae. The record is from the annotation of a GenBank genome assembly.